Aspergillus pseudonomiae is the source of this 1046-nucleotide messenger RNA. RefSeq lists its product as uncharacterized. The record is from RefSeq and is a predicted model, not a curated record. The transcript has 3 exons. The coding region runs from base 346 to 870 and encodes 174 amino acids. NCBI's taxonomy places the organism in Eukaryota, Fungi, Ascomycota, Eurotiomycetes, Eurotiales, Aspergillaceae.
GGAUCCCUGCCGAUUAGCAGUUAUCUUAGCGGCAUCUCGUCAGUAUCUUUAAUUUGUCAUGCCCCGUUCACACCCCCCCACGGCGAUUGAGAUGGGCUUCGACAUGAAAUUGCCCAAUCUGGCCUCUGAGAGACCCGGACCCAGUCACAUGGGGAGUCUUGGACCUUUCCCCAUCGAGUGGGGAGAGGGAGAUCACCGAGAGGCCCCGAAGUAAAAAUCGUUAGACUAACUCGUGCGCCGUCUGGCUCUGGGACAGAUGGUCCGUGCGAUCAAUCACAGUGCACUUCGUGCCCAUCCAACUCACAGAGUUUACUGAUAGACGUGGUCUCUGGUUGCGCUCUACCAAUGGACGUGCCAUCCCCAGUCUUAGGGCAGGUAAACCCAGUGCGAAUCCUUUUACUGCCCGUUGGCCAACAGGCUGGGAGGGAAAACAAAAGUCAAUCUGGGGGAGGCGCCAUCACUGCUUGGCUCAUACUUUGCUUCCCAAGUUACUGGGAGAACUCUGCACAAGGGUGGGAUUCAGACUGGAGAUCCUCCACAACGGUGGGAGGUGAGAUCGAUUGGGACGAUCCUCAUGAAGCGCAACCUCCCCAUUUGGUUCUAGACCCCGAACCCGAACAUGUUUCGACUUCUCAGGCUAUUAUAGUGUUACUUUUAGCGUCCUCUGCUUAUCGUGGGGAAGUAAAAUCGAAAGCCAGCGCAUAUCGCUCGUGUAAUUUGCCUCCUAUCCUGGAAAAUGGUUCCGAGACUCCUCUCCAGCGGAACCGACCCAAGGUUAAGCCCUCUACUACGCAGCACCAUCAGUGCGAGAACUUUGGCCGCAAUAGGACCCACGGAACGGCCGGAAGCCAGACUUUGACCGGCCCUUAGGUCGAGGAUCCGAAGUUGAACCUGCUCCAAAGCAAGUGGCUCGCCUAGGCCCCCCUCUGGGUGCCAAUAUACUUGACAGCUGCGCUGCAAAGUUAAUAGGGGGGGGGGUGGGUUUGGUGGACGACCAAAAGCCCCCUCGUCCGCUACUACAUAUUUAAAUACUACUCUCUCGUUUA